AUGAAGAAACAUGUUAAUGACGAUGAAGAUGAGAAACAAAACUCGGAUUGGACCAAGUUUAUUCCAUUUAUGCUUCGGGUACAACAAUUUUUUCACAACGAAAAUGUUCGUAAUUUCGUGGUUGUACCCCAGACAAACUUGGGAAUUGCCCACGUGUUGUACACAAACACUGGCCUUGUUGAUCUAAAAAAAGGCGUAGAACACGAUAAAUGCCAAUAUUUGAUGGAUGAAAUGAACAGUCGUCGAGGAAUUUCAUCGGUACAAAGAAAAGCUCAAAUUCAACGUGUAAAAACUGAACGAGAUGAUGAAAUUCGACGUUUCUUGCAAAUUGAAGGCAAGGAAGCUCGAUGGCGCGAUAUUUUCGAUUUCUCGAAAGUCGAACGAGGCAAAGAGGAUUCGUUUGGAGAAUCAAUCAGCUCCAACGGCGUCGACAUUUCGAUUCACUUUAACGUUCCAAAAGUGAAACAACAACCGCCUGCGAACGACGAGGAAAAUACGAUGCCCGUAAACCAAAAGUACAGAAUGUUUUACGGAUUCGAUCCAGGGAAGAAAGCAACAUUUGACGGCGUUCGACGUACCGGCACUCCACAGCCAUCAUCGACCAACAAGCAGAAGGACCAGCAUAUUUACGUAAAAAGUAAAAGUUUUCGUUGGCAAAUGGACGAGUAUCGGCGUAAGGAGAAAAUGAAACAACUUGAUCUCGAUCUUCAAAGUUACUUCAAGCAGUACGUACGAGAUUUUCCGACGAUGGAAAAUUUUACGUGGACAAAUCCAGCAGAUUACGCGCGUAUCGUUCGAUACAAGUUGCACUUGAUGGAUCGUUUUCAAGUGGUGCACGAGAAGAAAAAUGUCGUGAGACUUAAAAUGGACAAGUACAUGUCACAACAGCGCGAAUGUGACAAAUUCGUCAAUUUUAUGAUUGGCGAUACGAAGAAGAAGCAUUGCUUGGUCGCAAUGGGCAAUGCUUCUUUACCAAAUUUCACGAAAGGAUACGUCGGCAGUCCAAUGGCACGAUUAAAAAAAUCGUUCUUCAAUCGUUCGAAUCAACUUGGGAAGAGACUCUUGAAGAUCGUCAAUGUGAAGGAGCCGUACACGACGCUUUCGUGCAGCACUUGCUGUGCGUUACAAUUCAAAUCAAAGUCUCCCAAUCGUUUCACUCGUUGCGAUGUUUGUCGACUCACGUGGGAACGUGACAUCAAUGCUGGGCGGAAUAUCCUCAACAUUGGCCUGAUCGACGAAGAACUCAUCGCGAAGGAUCCACCAUUCAACGAAGCACUCUUCAGAUAUCGAAACUCUCUACGAAUCGACGACGACGACGAUGAGUGAUUUCAUUACGAUGUGUGAUUGACCAAAAACCAAAAAGAAACUUUAUUCGACAUUGGCAUGGCAGCCCGGGAGGAAGUAGAAACGGAAACUUCGUUUUGCACCCUUUUCGGCGACAUGCCUUUCGAAUUCGAUCGUAGUCCAGCGUAAAAAGCGUACAGGCUUAUGUAUGUAAGCAGAAAAUUAAGGAGUACCUCUCGAUUUUGGGGGCUGACCGAGACUAGACUGUAGUCUAAAGUCAGCCCUCGUGAAUGUUUUCGAUGUGUGUGAAUGAAUUGAGAGAGCGAUUUUCGAUAUUUAUAAAAUAUUUUAUUAUAGUUUCUAUUUUGCGAUGAAAAUUUUUCAACUCGUUUAAUUUCUCAAUUUUUUAAUUUACAAAACUACUUUUUUUAAUUUAAA
Messenger RNA from Leptopilina heterotoma, 1722 nucleotides. RefSeq lists its product as uncharacterized. Bases 1 to 1326 code for a protein of 441 amino acids. NCBI's taxonomy places the organism in Eukaryota, Metazoa, Arthropoda, Insecta, Hymenoptera, Figitidae. The record is from RefSeq and is a predicted model, not a curated record. The transcript has 2 exons.